Messenger RNA from Meriones unguiculatus (Mongolian gerbil), 2020 nucleotides. It is a transcript of the gene Mtmr7, whose product is annotated as myotubularin related protein 7. Gene Ontology annotation, biological process: phosphatidylinositol dephosphorylation. NCBI's taxonomy places the organism in Eukaryota, Metazoa, Chordata, Mammalia, Rodentia, Muridae. The record is from RefSeq and is a predicted model, not a curated record. Gene Ontology annotation, molecular function: phosphatidylinositol phosphate phosphatase activity. Bases 38 to 2020 code for a protein of 660 amino acids. The transcript is spliced from 14 exons.
CCGCGCCCGCCCGGGACCCUGCAGACGCGGUCCUGCCAUGGAGCACAUCCGCACGCCCAAGGUUGAAAAUGUCCGCUUGGUAGAUCGAGUGUCUUGUAAGAAAGCGUCACUGGGAACUUUAUAUCUGACAGCUACUCAUGUCAUAUUUGUGGAAAAUGCACCUGACACAAGGAAAGAAACCUGGAUUCUCCACAGUCAGAUUUCCACCAUUGAGAAGCAGGCGACGACUGCAACUGGCUGUCCUCUGCUCAUUCGCUGCAAGAACUUUCAGGUCGUCCAGCUCGUCAUCCCGCAGGAGCGAGACUGCCAUGACGUGUACAUCUCUCUGAUACGCCUUGCACGGCCAGUGAAAUACGAGGAGUUAUACUGCUUUUCCUUCAAUCCCAAGCUGGAUAAGGAAGAACGCGAGCAGGGCUGGUCUCUGGUUGAUCUUAGUGAGGAGUAUGAGCGAAUGGGCCUCCCUGAUAACUACUGGCAGCUCAGCGAUGUGAACAGAGACUACAGAGUUUGUGACUCUUACCCCACGGAACUGUACGUCCCCAAAUCGGCCACAGCACACAUCAUUGUGGGCAGUUCCAAGUUCCGGAGCAGACGGCGAUUUCCUGCCCUUUCCUACUACUGUAAAGAAAGCCAUGCCUCUAUCUGCAGGAGCAGCCAGCCUCUUUCUGGCUUCAGUGCUCGGUGCCUGGAGGACGAGCAGAUGCUUCAAGCCAUCAGGAAAGCCAAUCCCGGAAGUGACUUCAUUUAUGUUGUGGACACACGGCCAAAACUUAAUGCAAUGGCAAAUCGUGCUGCAGGGAAAGGCUAUGAGAAUGAAGACAAUUAUUCCAAUAUCAAGUUUCAGUUUAUCGGGAUAGAGAACAUCCAUGUCAUGAGGAACAGUCUUCAGAAAAUGCUGGAAGUGUGUGAGCUUAAAUCUCCCUCUAUGAGUGAUUUCCUGUGGGGCCUAGAGAACUCAGGCUGGCUCAGACACAUCAAAGCCAUCAUGGAUGCUGGGAUCUUCAUUGCAAAGGCAGUUUCAGAGGAAGGGGCAAGUGUGCUCGUCCACUGUUCUGAUGGCUGGGACAGGACGGCCCAGGUGUGCUCAGUGGCAAGCCUGCUACUAGACCCUUACUAUCGGACGGUGAAGGGAUUCAUGGUAUUAAUUGAAAAGGACUGGAUUUCCUUCGGACAUAAAUUUAAUCAUAGAUACGGCAAUUUAGAUGGUGACCCUAAAGAAAUCUCUCCAGUAAUUGACCAGUUCAUUGAGUGUGUGUGGCAGUUAAUGGAACAGUUCCCCUGCGCCUUUGAGUUCAACGAGAGGUUUUUGAUUCACAUUCAGCAUCAUGUUUACUCCUGCCAGUUUGGAAACUUCCUAUGUAAUAGCCAGAAAGAGAGACGAGAACUCAAGAUUCAAGAAAGAACUUAUUCUUUGUGGUCUCAUCUGUGGAAGAAUCGGGCUGACUACCUCAAUCCUCUGUUCAGAGCUGACCACAGUCAGACCCAGGGGAGCCUUCAUUUGCCUACAGCUCCAUGUAACUUCACAUAUAAGUUUUGGAGUGGAAUGUAUAACCGCUUUGAAAAGGGGAUGCAGCCUCGACAGUCGGUGACAGAUUACCUCAUGGCUGUGAAGGAGGAGUCCCAGCAACUGGAAGAAGAACUGGAGGCCCUAGAAGAAAGGCUGGAAAAAAUUCAGAAAGUUCACUUAAAUGGCACCAAAGUGAAGAGUAAGCAAAGUGAACCCAGCAAACACUCAGGAUUUUCUACCUCAGACAACAGCACAGCCAAUACUCCUCAGGAUUACAGUGGGAACAUGAAGUCCUUCCCAUCCAGAAGCCCUUCCCAGGGGGACGAAGAUUCUGCUCUUAUUCUAACCCAAGACAAUCUGAAAAGCUCAGAUCCCGAUCUGUCAGCAAACAGUGAUCAGGAGUCCGGGGUGGAGGAUUUGAGCUGUCGUUCUCCAAGUGGUGGUGAGCAUGCGCCGAGCGAAGACAGUGGCAAGGACCGGGACUCUGAUGAAGCUGUGUUUCUCACUGCCUGA